Elgaria multicarinata webbii is the source of this 9908-nucleotide messenger RNA. RefSeq names its product hyccin PI4KA lipid kinase complex subunit 2 (gene HYCC2). Gene Ontology annotation, biological process: phosphatidylinositol phosphate biosynthetic process; protein localization to plasma membrane. The transcript has 13 exons. The coding region runs from base 242 to 1999 and encodes 585 amino acids. The record is from RefSeq and is a predicted model, not a curated record. NCBI's taxonomy places the organism in Eukaryota, Metazoa, Chordata, Lepidosauria, Squamata, Anguidae. Gene Ontology annotation, cellular component: plasma membrane.
GAGCUGAGGAAGGAGAAGCGGGCUUUAGCAACAGCAGCAAUGGUGGCGGCAGCAGCAGCAGUGGGGGCUCCGGCGGGAGGAGGCUAUUGAGGUCGCCGCCAGGCUUUCCGGAAGGACGUUGAACUGGUGAUUAUUUGAAGGACUAGCAAAUGUAUUCCGGACUGGAAAAUGAUAACUUUCCUUCAUCAGCUCCAUUAGAGAACUAACUUAUCCAAACAGAGGUUGUAGAAGUUGUAAGAAAAUGCUUGGAUCAGAACGUGGUGUGGUAGAAGAAUGGCUUUCGGAAUUCAAGGCAUUACCUGAAAUGCAGAUCUCCAGUUAUGCAGCAACACUUCACCGGAAGAAAACAUUGGUGCCAGCUCUUUAUAAGGUCAUUCAUGACCCUAAUAAUGAGUUUCUGGAACCUGUCUGCCACCAACUCUUUGAACUCUAUCGUAGUUCUGAGGUUCGACUGAAAAGGUUCACACUGCAGUUCUUGCCAGAACUGAUCUGGGUUUAUCUGCGUCUUACUGCCAGCAAAGAUAGGCAGAGUAACGGUUGCAUUGAAGCCCUGCUCCUAGGAAUUUACAAUUUGGAAAUUGCUGACAAAGAUGGGAACAAUAAAGUUUUGUCUUUCACCAUCCCUUCCUUAUCCAAGCCAUCAAUUUACCAUGAGCCAUCUACUAUUGGAUCUAUGGCUUUGACUGAGGGAGCACUGUGUCAGCAUGAUCUGAUCAGAGUAGUUUAUAGUGACCUUCACCCUCAAAGAGAAACAUUCACUGCACAGAAUAGGUUUGAGGUGCUGAGCUUUCUUAUGCUGUGUUACAACUCUGCUAUUGUCUAUAUGCCUGCCUCUUCCUAUCAGUCACUUUGCAGGAUGGGUUCCAGACUCUGCGUGAGUGGGUUUCCACGGCAAAAUGAAAAAUGCUGGAAGGAAGAUUGUGGCAGAGUGGUACUGGAUCCUGACUUCAUGGUACAACUACUCACUGGGGUCUACUAUGCUGUUUACAAUGGACAGUGGGAACUUGGCCAGGAAGUGCUGGAUGACAUAAUUUACAGGGCGCAGCUCGAACUCUAUUCUCAGCCACUGUUGGUUGCAAAUGCUAUGAAGAAUUCGCUGCCCUUUGAUGCUCCUGAUGCAUCACAAGGAGGACAGAAGGUGUUGAAAGUAGAGGUUACUCCGACAGUGCCGAGAAUUUCUCGGACUGCCAUUACAACAGCUUCAAUCCGCCGACAUCGCUGGAGAAGAGAAGAUGGCUUUGACUUCUCAAAUGAUGCUGACUUGAGUAUUCCCGGAUCUCCGAUCCUACACGGCUUCACAGACCUAGGGAUCAAACACAAGCAAGAGGGGGACGUGCUGGUACUCAGGACCCCUGAGCAUGGCUCACCGGAGCCCAACUUGGCAACAGCCACAACAGAGGAUGCAGAGGGUAUCAAUGGAAGACAAGAAUCUGUGAACCUUAAUGAUGCUGAUGAAGGAUUUUCAUCUGGGGCAUCCCUGAGCAGCCAGCCAGUUGGGACCAAGCCUUCGUCUGCAUCCCAACGGGGCAGCUUAAGGAAAGGAGCAAGUGGGCGUUUGGCCAAGGACAAAGAGAUUGGCUCAGCUACCAAAUCCAUCGAGAGCCCCCGAGAAUCUGCCCGUAAGCAGUACUUGCAUCAAUCAGUAGACCUCAGUACAGACACAAUUGAAAUGACUCCUACGAAGAAACACCUGAGCCUGCCUGCUGGGCAGGUGGUGCCAAAAGCCAAUAGCGUCAGCCUGAUCCGGACUGCUAGUGCUUCUUCCAGUAAAUCCUUUGACUAUGUGAAUGGCAGUCAAGCGGGUUCCGGGGUUGGUAUUGGUGGUGAUGGUGUUACUAACUUAGCAGCUGGCAACACCAAUCGGUUUUCAACUAUUAGCCUACAAGAGGACCGCUUAGGUCAAACUGGAAAUGGUAAAGAAGUCCUCUCACCAGGAGCUCCUCUGACCAAGCAGUCUCGAUCCCCGAGUUUCAAUAUGCAACUGAUAUCCCAGGUUUAACUUUGUGGCCCUUCCUCUACUUUCCCCUUUUAUCCUGUUCUUCUUUGACCAACACCUGCAAUCUAUAGUGUGAAAAUCCUGGCUUUUGUGAUCUUGUUCGAUUCAUUUUAGAUAUCAUACUAUAUUUUGUACUGAAACAGCAAUAAAACCUCAUGUUCUAGCUCCCCUUCUCUCUCUCUCCUCUCCCCUCCCCCCCGAUUAAUGUGGUUGUGAAGCAGUAUAAAAUGUAUUUUAUGCCUUUUCCAUGCCUUCCUUUCUCCUUGGGUGAUGUGCAAUCCAUUGUAGGCUGAUCAGUCCCAUUUCAACACUGUGAGUCUUGAGAAGAACGGAGGAAAUGGUGAAUGUGAUCCCUAUGAAAAUGAAGCUUUUGAUUUUUUGAGAAAUAGAAACGGGUUAGCUUUCUCAAUCUACAGUUCUGCAAAGACUACUGGAUUGUGACCUUUUGUCUCUUGGAACCAGGAGUGCCUCAGAGAUUCUAGUAGGACUUUGGACCUCUGAGUUAGUGCAAUCAAUUCUGAGGGACGGGGAUGCUGUCAUUGCUCCUGGUGGCUGUCUAAAUGCACUUUGUCAUGAAAAUGAGAUUGUCCUCCUCCUUUACCAUCCUUCACUCCUUACCCCCUAAAAAUGUAAUGUUCAGCAACUGAGACGCAGGUGUUAUCAAGUUGUUGCCUCCUCCAAAAGAGUGGGCUGUAAGUAGACAGUGUAGGUUACAAUGCACUUUUAAUGGCGUUGUAGCCAUGUUUAAUGUUACAUGUCUUCCCCUCCGCAGGACACAGGGUUGCUUUGUCUAUAUGUUAGGACUUUGGAAAGGUGAAUUAUGUAUAAAAUAAUUGAGUCAUAGAAAAUGGGCACACGGGCUUUCCAAGAAUUACUACUUAGUACUGCUCCUCUUAAAAGAACUUUAUUUUUGUAAGUUGAUGAUAUUUGAAAUGAACACGAGCAACUGCAGAUUAAGUGAGGAGGAUUUUUCAGGCUGCUGGCUGUGGCGUGAUUAAAUUUAUUCACAGAAAAGACUCAGAAAUCUUCAGUAAAGACAAAAUGUUCUCCAGCUGGAUAUGCCAGGGGCAGAUGUAAUGGUUGCUGGAAACACUUGAGGCAUCAGAAUUCCCUUAACAUCGUUGUCCACAGUAGGGUUUUUGGCAGUCCUCUCUCUCAGAAAGAUAACAAUUCACUGCCUAUAUUUUAAUUAAUCCGUUGCAGUUGUGAUUAUUUCAUCUAGCUAAUGUAAUGUGUGGGGUUGGGGUGGGGCUGAGACGUUCUUUCUCCCAACUCUCAUAAUCUGGGAACUCAGACCAUUCGACCUAAUCUUGAAUGCAUGUGACUGGUGUGUGGGCAAUAUUUGGCAACUAUGCUGUAGAUCACUGCUUUAAAUUGCAUUUCUUAUUCUAAAGGAACAUAUUCAUCAUGUUUUGGACAGUCUUGUGCAUACAUAAGAAGCAAAAGAGGGUGUUUUACCCUUUUAUGUUUUGCUGUAUUUUGACCUGGAAAUGUGCAGGUUAUUAAUAUAAGGAACAGAUGGAUGUUAUAUUCCCCCCACCGGCAUAUUCGGUUCAUUACAUUGGAAAGGAAAUCAGAGGAGUAGAACCAUGUAAUAGUUUAUUUUUAGAUGAUUUAAAGUCUAUGAUAUUCAGAAUUACCAAGUGCCAUUACUCUACUAAAGAAUAAUUAAAUCAAUUCUUAUAAUGUAAUUGACACUUCCAAUUCUUUUUCUUCUAGUUCUUUUUCUGCCCGGACUCCAUUAAUUGGAAAUCUGACUUUUUCAAGCAAAAUUUAGAGAAGCUAAUUAUAUUUUUUUAGCCCAUAAGAGUUACAGUUGCUCUGAAGCAAAAUUGCUAAAUGUUAAGUCAUUAAAUACCAUAUAAUUGAAACUCAGGAAAAUUCAUCUGUGAUUAAAUGCAAUUAAUAUCCAGAGUAAUAUUAAACAGUAUGUUUGAUGUAGAAUAGGCCUGUUGUGGCUAUGAAGGCAAUCAUUAAAGACAUCAUAAGAAAGGUAUACUUCAGAAAGUGUUUAUGUUCCAUAGUAUGGUGACGGAGGCCCUGAUCACUCCUGUCUGUUUUUUAGAAUACUGGCAUGAUCCACUCUUAAUCCAGCAAUUAUAGUUCUGCAGAAACACUUCCCCUUUUUUAAUAAUAGAAAUUAUGGCCAUGAUCCAAAGAGCUGCUUGACUAGUUAUGUGGGCCCAAGAAGUCUGUUAAACAGUUGCUCACCAUGCCACAUAUCAAACCAUGUUUAAACUUGAGAGGACUUUAAAAAGCAGAUUGUGAUAUGGCAUGAGGGAGGGGAGUGUGAGAUAGUUGUGACUGAGCACACCUAAAGUAGCUUUUUUGAUCCUGGCCCAUGUAUUCGAAACAGAUGACGCCAAAAGGAAAUCUAAGUUAAAAGGGGGUGGAGGAUACUAUGAUUUGGACCAAAUUGCUUUUUUGCGUUUGUUCUUCUGAAAGAAAUGGAAGCCAGAUAUUCAAACUAGUUUUAAAAGAAUAAGCCAGCAUAUAAUAUGCAGAUUAUACAUACAUACGUAAGAAAUACAUAUUAUACAUACUGAUAGAUGGUAGCCCUGCUAUCAAAUUUGAAUGUGUAAAUCAUCUUAAGGAGUUUAUAACUUAUUUUUAAAAAAUGAACCAAAAUAUGUUGUGUCUCUUCAGCACAUUUAAAAUUACAAUUAUUUUGUGUGUGUGUGUGUGCUGGGGUGUGAGUUGACUUAUUUAUGGGUGCUAAAACCCAAAUUGGUUAACUAUUUGGUUCUUUCCUGCUGUGCAGUAAAAUGUCCUGUCCUUUUCUCUCUUUUUUUAGUGCCUUUUGGCGUAUUUUGAAAUCAAAUCUAUUACAAAUAUUUGCUUGCUGUUUUCCCUUGUGCAUUAUCUUUCUUGUACACUUUUGACACAGCAUUCAGAUUCCAUUCCUUCUUUAAUAUGCAAUUUCCCCAUUCUGGAGACUCAGUUGGUAUGCUUACCCUGUCUUAAGGGUAUUUAUGUUCUGUGACGGAUAAUUGCUGCUGAAUGUCUUUCCUGAAAAGUAUGUCUCUGAACUGCUGAUAUUAAGCAGUCAUUUUAACAGGUCAUGUUGGUGCUGUUUCAGCGUCGGUUGAUGUAUCUGCUGCUCUAUGCUAAGGUGUCCCAAAGUUACAAUGAAAACACAGAACUGAUGCUUUGUGGAUGUAAAUACUGGCUCAGUGCAAAUGUAACAGUUCCUUCAAUUUCUGAUUCAUGGUUGAGGUUGGGAGUGUCCCCAGGUACGAUCCACUCCUUCUGCCUCCUUGAGUUUGCACACUUCUUGCCCUCUGUGCCACUCCAAUCCCUCCUCUCUUUUCAGUUGUUUCUCUGUUGAGUUGCAUUCUUUUCAAAGUGUGCAUGCAUGCAACUUAAUCCAGAAAUGCUCACUCUUUCUCUAAAUAAUACUAGCAUUCAGGUGCUGGUUUAAAGCAAACUCUGCUCCCAUUAUUCAAUUUUUACAAAAACAAUGCUAACAGUACUUAAACUUAAAAGGGAAGGGGGGGAAGGAGCAAAGAGCAUUGAGCCUGAGGGGCACUUCCAGUCCUUUAACCAGUUCAGAGAUUGAAGAAAUGCUAUCCCCCCACUGAGAUACCAUGUUUUGUUUUUUUAAAAAAGUGAAAUGGAAACGAAACGAAACAGCAUUGAAUUUGACAUAGAAAUGCCAGAGAUUUCAGAUGAACCCUCAGUUAUCAUUUAACUUACAAGCUGUUUACACACUGCGUUUUAGGUAAAGUAGUUCUCUGGUAACUGACAAAAGCAGAUGUUUUCAUUUAAGAACCCCAUAAUCACUGUUAUGUCAUAAUUUCAAUUAUAUAUACUGAUGAUAGCUUCUUAUAGUAUUUUGUUCCAGAUGCACACAGGAAGAGAACAGAACAUUUAACAUCUUGCGUGUAUAAACUGAAUACCUCUGGAAGGAUAUCAGUGUGGGAAAAUCUUAGUUGAAAAUACAAUAUUCAUACCAUCUUUUACAGGAAAGAUCUAUGAGCGGGAAAAGUUAGAUAAGUCUGAUGCAACACUUUGCAGUUGUAUUUCUCUGUGGAGGAAUAAUAUGUUUAAAAAUUCCCACAAUUUAAAUAAUAUGCUGACAUUAAUUUUGCCCCAGGAUUUACACAUGAGGAGGAAAAGUUAACAUACAAUUGCAAGUUAAUCAACAGACUUUGAAUCAAGCCUUUUGAUUAUUUGUAGUUAUUUUGGUUAGGGGGCAAUUUUUCUUGAUGCAGUGAACAGUGUGAAAGGUAAUAGCUAGAUUGAUACAAAAUAAAAUUAAGCAUUGUGUUGACUAUGAAAACGUAUCUCAUUGUACACCGCAGGGUGUAGCAGCUAUUCAAGUUCUUAAAAAGCUUUUUCUGCGUGGAAAUAUCCAUCAUUCCAUACUGGAAUGAUACAUUUUUAUUGCAGUGAGUAUGUAUCACUUAAGAUAUAAUUGUAGGAUUUGCAAAUAUAUAGCAGUGUCUGAUACAUACAUUGGGUGUUUUUAGUCUCAUGUUCCUCUUUCUAAAUUUAAAAUAGGUAAUAUUUUGCCAUUGACGUAAGGGUAAUGUUUUCAUUCUAUUUUAUUUGAACUAUUUUGUGAACAGUAAACUUGAGGAAGCUGAUUUUUAUUUCCGUAUAGGAAGUGUGUUUAAGUGAACAGGUACAUUUGGCACGUGUUGACAAUUGCCUCUGUUGUUUGUAAGCUGUAUGUUAGUUUACAAAUAGUAAGUGCUGAAGGAGUAAUUUUAGAACAGAAAAUGCUAUUGGCAUUUAUUAAGCACUUAAGAUGAAUAAUAAGCCAUAUUUCUAAAAAGUUAAGGUGAUUAGACCGGUAAGAACUCUUAAAUAAAAUUAUUAAAACAUACUAAGGAAAGGAGUAAGAAAAAGAGUCCUUACAAAAUACUAUUUGGAUAUAAUUUAAAUUUCAGAAGUUUUGUUUCACAAAAUCACAUAGGUUUGGUUAGGAAGAUGCAAAACACCGUAUCUACAAGCUUUACUAUUCAAAAUGUAAACCUGGCAAACCUUUACAUGCAACUGGUAAAAUUUAGUUGUUGUCAAAGACUAGUGACUAGUAUUAAAUAAAUUACAUAAAUUCAGUCUUGGGGCAUUAAUGGAAUAGUGUAUGUAUUCAAAACCUUCUGGUAUAUUCCUGAUUGGUUGGUACCAUUCCAACAGUUUAAAAUAAAAUACAGAAAUGUGUUGAGUACAACCUAGAGAAAGUGCAGUGUAUGUAUGUCCCAUGGAAAACCAUGAGACAAGUACUUUAACAUGUUGAAUUAGUGGGAAUUGAGCACUCAUAUCCAAUUGAUUUCAGUGUUUCUUAAACAUGCCCAAAUUUCUUUACAUUGCACUGUGAUUAUUCAUAUUCUUGUGAUAUUUUUUUUAAGGUGCCCUGUCUUUGGCUGGGCUCCAGGACGUUGCCUGUUUGGAUCUAAAUAUUAUUUAGGUUCACUCAAGAACUUGUUAAUAUCCCCCAAUUUUCAUUUCUUGCUCCUUAAAAAAACAAAACAAACCCUGGCACCCCAUUGGCCUUGGUGCUAUACAGCAAACUGAUUUUGAAGCUUACUUUAGUUCUUACAGCUGUUUGCCGUGUGGCAUUCAGGGGCUGCUGUUUUGGCAAAAACAGCUCUAACCCUCAGCUCACGGUACUGUUUUUUAACAGGUUUUGAACUAUGGGCAUUAUUUAUGAUUCCAUAUAGUAGUCUAACUUUGUGUGCAGUAAGUAAUUUGAAUAAUCAAUGUUCUGCCCUAAAAUAUGUGAAGGUAAUCACCUAGGCUUGGUAGAAUAGAAUGUAUUCCUCAAGCUUGAAGAACCUUAGAGAGCAAAUGCAUGGGAUUUUGAACAUCAGGUUAAUUUAUGUUCAUUUCGCCAUAUUCAUCAUCUUUAAAUAAAGCUAAUUCCAAUGUCACAACAAAAUGCAAGAGCGGAAUAUGAAGAUAUAGCCAUUUUAAAUAAAUGCUUUCCUAAAUUUCUUUGGGAUUAUCAGCAUUGGGGAUGGGAAUUGCAUAAAUCACAAUCUGUUCUGUAGUCAUUUUUAAAAGUAGAACUUUUCACACUGAGGAUGAGUGCAAGGACUUUUCUUUGGGACAAAUUUAGCAGCAUUGUACUAGUGUAAAACAAUGCUUACACAAGUAUCAAUAGUUCUUGCUAGCACCAUGGGUAUGUUAGUACGUGUUAAUUGCUGUUGUGCAAUCAUUGGUUUACACUAGUGCAAUGCCAAUAGUGCUAGUGCACAGAUGCUGUUGGAUCAUUUCCUUUAAAUCUCUGAAUGUGUAUGUUAAAAGUGGAUCCAGUCUUCAAUAGAUAUCACUAACCUUUUAAAGCAAAACUGGUCUUUUGUUCUUUUCCAGAAGCACUGUUCGACAUUGUGUAGUAAUACUUGAUCAUUUUUUGUUUCUCAUAAUAAAAUCUGUUGUUUUAAUAAGCUGGUUUUUUGAAACCUUGAUUUGCAAGCUAGACAGAUUUUAUUGAGUGUGAUAGAACUCUUGUAUAUUUUGACUUCCAUUAUUUAUUUUUAAAAGCUGAAUUUAAAAUGACUGUCUCUUAUGCAAGAUGUUGAAGAAUUAAAUGCUUAUACAUUAGAGCUGGCUUCCCCAACCUGGUGUUCUGCAGAUAUGUUGGGCUACAAUUACCAGCUGGGAGUUGUAGUCCAAUGUACUCCUCAAGGGUGCCAGGCCAGAGAAGCUUUCCAUUAGAGCAUACUUUUUGGUGCUUUAAUUCAGAUGGGACCAAGAUUCCUCAUUUUCUGACAGUAACAAUAUGAACUCCUGCAGUUAAUGACCCUUCUGGUUUAACCAGAACCCAGGUCUUUCUCUUGCAUAUAAAAGGAUUUGAAAUCAGCAAAGAUGAAAGAAGCCUCCUGAUUUUCCUUAAGUUUAUCCAACUUUUCUUUCUCUUUGAAUUUAAAGUUUAUUUAUGAGGCUUCUAAUUUAUAAUUUUUGACUUAUGGAUAAUUCUGGAUAAGCAUGUUAGUUAAAAAUAUUUGUGUGUGUGUGUGUAAAACUGUUUUCUUUUCAAGCUACUUUUUACAAUAUUCUCAACAUUAGUGUAUAAAUUCUGGGAAAGGGCAUUAGUAAUUAUAUUCUUGUUACCCUUGUUUAGAAUGUGGUUUGUAAAAAUUUAAAGAGUCUCUUUACUGGGAAGACACUACUUCUAUAUAAUCUCAAAGACAGGGUUAUUAAGUUGUCAGUCAGUUCAUCAUUUUAGAAGUAUACACUUGGGUCUGAAUACUUCUUUUACAAACUAUUAUUUAUUAUAGAUUGUGGGUGGAGACAUCCUGGUAAAUUUUUAACGUUUGUAAGAAGUUACCCUGCUUUACAAUUAAACUUUUGAUUCUUAUUGUAUCCUGCAGGAGUUGCAGUCAGUUUGUCAAGCAACUAUAUAAUCUUCUAGUGCUGAAAGCCUGCCCAACCCAACCCAUAUUGUCCCUCAUACAAAGGUUUACUUCUGAACUAAGAUUUUUGAAGGAUUUUUACUAUUUUGGCAUUAUGUAACCUAUUUUACCUCGUUCACAAAAAGAGCAUAGGCAGAAAAUACCCCACUUACUGUAGAACAAAAUCUUUUUGGCAGAAAGACUUGAAUUACGUUAACAUUCCACCAGCAUGACAUGCAUGUUGGAAUGACACCCAACCAUUCAGAAUCUGGUGCUGGUGAAAUGAUAAUCAAAAUGGGUAUGUAAUAACUGCAGUCUUCGUGGUGUUAGGAUCCUAACCUGGGACCUGUGAAAAACUCGUAUUAACAGACCUCAGAUGACAUGUUUGAAGAUCAUUAUAUUGGUGCAUGUAAGCCAUUAUUUUAACUGUCUUACUGAAUCUGGUUAAUGCUGUUGACUGUUGUUGAAAUGUGAAAUGUAGUUAACCGUUGACCUUGUAAAUAUCUGCCAGAGAUAGAGAAUAUUUUAAAUCGCUGUAAAUACAGGUGUAUAAAAUUGAAACAAAUCUGCAA